CGACAAUGUCAAUAUGUUAUUUUUAUUGUAUUGCGUAGAAGAUGACAGAGUUCGUUUAACAUAUUAAUCUCUCUGAUAUUAAUUUCUGCACAAAAUGUUUUGCAAUGUCUCCGAAAUGACUGCUUCAUUCGGAGACGCUGUAAAUGAUGGCACAGCUUCUUCGAGUGUGUAAACCGGAAAUCUGUUAUGUAGUUAGAAGUUAUGGAACUCAUAGAUCUCAACCUUCAAAUCAUUAUGAAACCUUAAAUGUUUCAUCCAAUGCAUCACAGAAAGAAAUCAGACAAGCUUUCAUCAGAUUGUCAAAACAACUGCAUCCUGACACUAGUGGAAAACACAGUCAUGCUGACUUUGUAAAGUUGAACGAAGCUUAUUCGGUUUUGGGAAAAGAAAAUACCAGACGCAACUAUGAUUUAGACUUGAAAUAUACUAAAUACAAUCCAUCCUAUACAUAUAAUACACAAAACAGGCAAUAUGGGAGUCGAUGGGAAUAUGAGGUGCGUACAGCGGGAGGACCAUGGCCACCACCUAAACAAAAUCCAAAUGCAUAUUUCGGUCAGCUAAUAGCUUUUCUGAUCUUUACAUUGGGGUUGGUACACUUUAUAUUUAUGUAUCAUUCUCUAAAGAUAAGAAAGAUUUUGAUUUUGCAAAAUAGUGAAUUGGAAAAUAAAUACCAAAAGAUUAGAAGUAUCGCACAUAGUAAAUCCAAUAAUAAUCAAUAUAUCAUAGAAAAUAUUAACUCUGCAAAGGAGUUUAGCGAGUACCUGGCUAAGAGUAAUGAUUGAUUCUUGAAUCAUGAAUAUAUUAACAAAAACUGAAUUAAAAAAGUGUCAGUUAUUGUA
Camponotus floridanus (Florida carpenter ant) is the source of this 839-nucleotide messenger RNA. Its product is annotated as dnaJ homolog subfamily C member 4. The record is from RefSeq and is a predicted model, not a curated record. The coding region runs from base 144 to 782 and encodes 212 amino acids. Lineage: Eukaryota; Metazoa; Arthropoda; Insecta; Hymenoptera; Formicidae. The transcript has 4 exons.